UUUAAGGUUUUGACUAUUAAAGUUUCUAUCAUUGAAUACCAACGAUGUGCAUGGCAUUUAGAUACUGCAUGUACAAGUUGAUCGGUAGAAGUUGCAGGAGCAGAAAAAUUAGCAGCUGAUUCAUUGUAAGUCUUAGUAUUUCAUAUAAAGAAACAUGAGAAUUUUAGGUUAGAAUAGAUUGGGGGAGUUCAUAGUCAGAGUGGGAAUGGGAGUAGCAGUAGUAUUUUGAUGGUCAAAAGUGAUCUCUCUGAGUGAGCCAAAAGCUGCCAAGGGAAGGAUGAGAAGGAGUCAGUCAUGUGAAGAUGUAGAAGAAGGACAUUCUGAUGAGAGAAAACAGUAAGUCAUAUCUGUUCAUUUUAUUUAAACAUGUCAGAAUUUCUAACAAGGAAGCAGGAAGUGGGGUAAGCAUCAUCAUAAUCCCUUCUUUUCUGUGUUGAAGAUAUUUGUGAAGGCUUAGCACAUUUUAGAGAAUUAAUAAAUAGUCUUCUCUUAUGAAAGCUUACAUGCUUUUUUUUUUGAGUUAACAUAACUCAAGUUUUUGGUUAAAGACCUUAAAGAAGAGAAUUUGGAACUACUUUGCUAUUUUAUUCAAUUGUUUUCUCUUUUAGUAAAAUUUUUAGUAACUAAUUCAUUAAUGGUAAAUUUCACCAUUGAGUUUCCUUUCUUAAUAAAUUGUUGGAUUCCACCUUUUGUGAUAAAUCAUCAGUAUUUCUAUGGAAAUAAUAUGGUAUUGUAAACGGUAAAAGAAUAGUCUUCCAACUGAAUAGGCCAACAUCCACCACCUCAGACUCCCUUGCUGCAUAUGAUGACAAAUUCACAUAGCACUGAGGAGAGUCUGUGUUAUCUGAACAGUGAUAGGCAGGUUUAAAGUUAAGAUGUCUCUGUGAGAUUAGGUUGGCAGUCAGUCCUGGGACCAGUAGCCAUGAUAGUGCUGGCUCCUAGAAGGCUACGUAGAUCCUGUCAUUGAAGAUUCCAGGACUGAAAUGGGCAACGUGAGUGGUUCCGGUGGCAGCAACAAAUCUCAGCACAACUUGCUGGCUAGUGUUCCUGGAAGAUAUGACACUGAUAUCAGCCAGUUUCAAUGACAAUACAGCUCGAGCCACCUAUGGAAGCUACUUGCAGGUUAUCUUCAAAUUUGUGAUGUAAGUACCAUCACAUUUCCCCUUGUAGAUGUACUGUUCCAUUUGGAAGUCAAGGUUAGUGGCGCGUAAAUGGGUUCCUGCUGCAAGGAAUGUGAGGAUUUCCUCCUCCUUCAUUUUCAGGCCUGCAAGGGUUCCAGACCCUGUGAAAGUUUUGAAGGAAAAACAUUGGGGGGGGGAUAUUAGUACUUAUUAAAAUCAUAAGAAACUGAGUAAAAUUACAAAAGUAGUGAAAACAAAAAGUUCUUAAAAUAAAUAAAGUAAUAGCAAUGAUCCCUAAUAUCAAACUUUGAUUAAAGGUUCAUGAAGGAAAGAAGCACGACUGUGGUGACUUGAUAUUAGAAGACAUAUCUGAUUCUGAUAUUGUCAGCAGUGGAUUAACUCAACAAGCAAAGAGUGGAAAAACUGAUAAUCAGCACUGUUCUAUUUCAAUGACCAAAGAAGAUCCUUAUAGUAGGGUUCCUGACACAGUGAAGAAGACAACCCAACGUGAUUCAGCGUCUUGCCCAGUAUCUGCGGUUGUAGCCAGCACAAAGCCUGUUGUGAUUCCAGUGAAUGGAGUCGGCGGGAGACACGAACCAGAUAAGAAUGUCACAAGUAGGGUUCCUGACACAGUGAAGAAGACAAUCCUACGUGAUUCAGCGUCUUGCCCAGUAUCUGCUUUUGUAGCCAGCACAAAGCCUGUUGUGAUUCCAGUGAAUGGAGUCGGCGGGAGACACGGACCAGAUAAGAAUGUCACAAGUAGGGUUCCUGACACAGUGAAGAAGACAACCCAACGUGAUUCAGCGUCUUGCCCAGUAUCUGCGGUUGUAGCCAGCACAAAGCCUGUUGUGAUUCCAGUGAAUGGAGUCGGCGGGAGACACGAACCAGAUAAGAAUGUCACAAGUAGGGUUCCUGACACAGUGAAGAAGACAAUCCUACGUGAUUCAGCGUCUUGCCCAGUAUCUGCGGUUGUAGCCAGCACAAAGCCUGUUGUGAUUCCAGUGAAUGGAGUCAGCGGGAGACACGGACCAGAUAAGAAUGUCACAAGUAGGGUUCCUGACACAGUGAAGAAGACAAUCCUACGUGAUUCAGCGUCUUGCCCAGUAUCUGCGGUUGUAGCCAGCACAAAGCCUGUUGUGAUUCCAGUGAAUGGAGUCAGCGGGAGACACGGACCAGAUAAGAAUGUCACAAGUAGGGUUCCUGACACAGUGAAGAAGACAACCCAACAUGAUUCCGCGUCUUGCCCAGUAUCUGCGGUUGUAGCCAGCACAAAGCCUGUUGUGAUUCCAGUGAAUGGAGUCGGCGGGAAACACGAACCAGAUAAGAAUGUCAUAAGGGUUCCUGAGCUACAGAAGAAAGUAGUAAAGGAAAGCCAAAGUGAUGUAAGGUCUUCAAAAUCUUUGGACCUAUCUAUUAGGAAACCUGUUGCUGUAGUUCCAAGGAAUGUCAAUGACGGGAAACAUCAACCAGAUGAGAAUGUCACAAAUAGGUUUUCAGACAAACAGAACAAGCCAAGCCAAAGUGAUUCAAGGCUUUCAACCAAAUCUGUGGGUCUAGCCAGUACGAAGCCUGCUGUGAUUCCUGUGAAUAUGGAUGGUGGGAGAUGGGAACCAGAUAAGAAUGUCACAAGUAGGGUUGCUGACAACAGGAAGAAGACAACCCAAUUUGAUUCAGCAUUUUUAUCAGAAUCUGCGGGUCUAGCCAGUACGAAGCCUGUUGUGAUACCAGUGAAUGUAGUCGGCGGAAGACCAGAACCAGAUAAGAAUGGCACAAGGAGGGUUCUUGGUUUCCUGAAGAAGUUAGCAAAAAAGCGAAACAAUAUUUUAAACACUUCAUCAAAAUCUGUUGGCCAAAUCAACAAGAAGAGUGGUCCCUGCCCGUCCAGUGAAUGUGAAUCACAGGAGAGGGUUCUUGGUUUCCUGAAGAAGUUAGCAAAAAAGCGAAACAAUAUUUUAACACCUUCAUCAAAAUCUGUUGGCCAAAUCAACAAGAAGAGUGGUCCUGCCCUUCCAGUGAAUGUGAAUCACAGGAGUCAUGACCCAGUUGAGAUUCCCCGAAGGACGGAUCCUAGCUUGCAGAAGAAUGCAGUAAAGGAAAGCCAAACUGAUCCAUGGUCUUCACCAGAUUAUGUGGGUCAAGUCAGCGAGCAGGCUGGUGCUGAACUUCCAGUGAAUGUAGAUGCCAGGAGAUAUGACUCAGAUGAGAAUGCCAGAAGUAAUAUGCCUGGCUUACAUAAAAAUGGAGUAAAGAAGAGCAAAAAUGAAACAUGUAAUUCACCAGUAUCUGUGCCUAAAGUAAGCAGGAAGUCUGGUGUUUUGCAUUCAGUGACUGGUGACAGCAGAAGACAUGAAUCAAGACAGAAUAAUGGCAGCAAUGUCUAUAAUUUCUUCCUGUAUAGAGUUCCUGGCUUUACUAGAAAAAAAGGAAAGAAAAGCACCUAUGUAAUUAAUAUGCCAACAGAACCUCUGACAGUAACACAUGAGACGGCUGGUGUAGUAUUUCCGGAGCAAGGUGACAGCAGGAGACAUGAAAACAAUCAGGAUGUUGGAAGGCCUGUAAAGAAAACAUCUAAUGAGAAGAAGGAAAUCAAUCCUACAGAUGACUCUGAUGACAUAACUCAGACAUCUGAAACAGCCUCAACAGGUUGUGACUCGUUUUACUCGGAACAUGAGAAUUGUACGUUGUUAAUGGAACAACUUUGCAUGAAUUGUAAAGAUACUACCUCGGCCUGUGGAACUACAGUUCUCAUGAAGUUUAGAAAGUUUGUGGUCAUUUUUUCAAAAUACUUUUUUUUUUCGUUCCCCUAA
This is a messenger RNA of Talpa occidentalis (Iberian mole), 3928 nucleotides long. RefSeq lists its product as uncharacterized. The coding region runs from base 1571 to 3928 and encodes 785 amino acids. The record is from RefSeq and is a predicted model, not a curated record. The transcript is spliced from 18 exons. Lineage: Eukaryota; Metazoa; Chordata; Mammalia; Eulipotyphla; Talpidae.